Molecule: messenger RNA, 1765 nt
Organism: Tigriopus californicus
Lineage: Eukaryota; Metazoa; Arthropoda; Copepoda; Harpacticoida; Harpacticidae
Product: phosphatidylcholine transfer protein-like
Exons: 1
Coding region: 239-1393 (384 amino acids)
Molecular function (GO): lipid binding
Source: RefSeq, a predicted model, not a curated record
UUUGUUGACAAAAUCCUUGGAUGGCUGGCGAUAGGAUCUAGACGGGAAACUGGGGGGAAAGACGUGUCCCUUGGAUAGGCCAAAAAGCACUGGAGAAACCAAGAAGGCCAGAAGGGAGGAAGGCGAUGUGUACAGGCUCAAGAUCGACGACAUGCACUUGGCUGGCUUGACACUGGCUUAAAAAAAGCCUCAGUUUGAUUGCUCGGUCACUACGGACGCGCCCGUGGGCUCGUAGACCAUGGCCUGCCCCUGGCUCGGGUGGCGGAACUUUCUGACCCGCCCCCUGAUGGCCGGGUAUGUGUGGGCCUACCCGUCGAGCCCCCGCUGGUCCCGUGGGUUGGUCCGCUCACUGCGUCGACAAUGGGACCAACUAAUGGCCCGGUCUGGUCGACGAUGGGCAGGGCUGGAGCGUAUUUACGCUCAGGGCUGGGGCCGGGCUGGCCGGCGGUGGCUAGGGCGGCGCCUCUACCACGCCCAUCCCGCCCACGCCCUGCUAGCCUUCUCCUUGGUGGGUGGGGCCAGUUCAAACUUUGACUGGCACACCUCGAGCCUGACCCCGGAAACGCUGCGUGAGCAUUGCCGGGAUCUGGACUACAUCCAACGGCUUAUUCGCCAAACCUUGACCUGCGCCCACUGUGGCCAACGCCAUCGGCUGGAACAGCCCCUGCCCGGUCACGCCUACUGCCACUGCCCGCAUCAAGUGGCCUCGGUCUACGGUCAAAGUCUCCAUCCGGAUAUUCCAUGGACGCCGUUCCUAGAACGGCCCAACAUCCUCGUUUGGCGCAUGGAGCAACCCCCGGGCUCGGGCUUGUACGCCUACAAAAUGUACGGUCAUUUCGACGACGUGACGGCCGAUGAAUUGGUCGAGGUUCAAUUGGACAUGUCCGAAUUUCGCUUGAGUUGGGAUCAAAACACGGCCCAAUGUCAUGUGGUCGAGGAGUGCGUGGAUCAGACCCAUCAGACCUUGUCCCAGAUCUAUUACUGGGAGGUCAACUGGCCUUCGUUUUUCGCCAAUCGGGACUACGUGUGCCAGCGACGGACACAGAUCUUUCAGGAUGAGAACAUGGCCGUGAUUCUGAGCCGUUCCACGGACCAUCCCAACUAUCCGAAAAAGGCCAAGGCUCACCGAGUACAGGAUUAUAAUUCGGUGUUGACCAUCAAACCGGUGAAGGCCUUUGAUGAGAAAGGCGUCGAGUUCUCGUUGACGGCCUUUGAGGAUCCGGGCGUCAGUUUGCCCGGGUCUAUCACCACGUGGGUGGCUAUUCGCGGCAUGCCGGAUUAUAUGAACAAUUUGCGGGAGGCGUGUCUGAAGUUGCGGCAACGGAAAUUGCACAAAUCUGACCCGAGCGGUCGCACUGACGCGGCGGUUCAGUUAUUGAGCUCGGCUUCCUAACCCAGGUCCAGGGUGGAGUUCAAGUCCAUUCAGUAGACGUAGUCAGUUUUGUACCUCAUGAAUGCAAUCUCGGAUAGUUGGUGACUCGUCCCAAAACUAAUGUGAACGCGACUACUAAAGCCAUUAGAGCCAUUUUUGAAGCCAGCCAGCCCACUCGAUGGAUAGGGAUCGAGGAUGCUCUAUGCUUCUAAAGAAAAAAGCCACCCACUAUAGUAGAAACAGUGUUCUUGUCAAUUUUCUUGUGGGUGGAAAAAGUCUGGGUUUUGAUGUAGUGAGCUACAAUGUGGUCCACGGCCAGACUGAUCUUUAGAUUGUUAAUUUUUAUGCUUACAGAAAUUUCAGUAAAGAGAAAUAAAGCCUAAAACAAACUGU